UGAUGGAGCACGGGCCAUGCUGCGUCUGCAGCUCGCACGGAGCAUGAGGAGUGAUGCAUGAGCGUCCCGCGGUAUGCCAUUCAAUACUUCUUGCUCGUCAUCUCAUUCCUCAUGCGAUUGGUGUCGAUAUCAUUGACCUUCCGACAGCAAAGGAUGAGGGCAGAAAACGCAGCCAGGGCAAGAUCAAGCAAGCUAGAAAGAUGAUAGCGAGCACAAAUAGGGACGUGAGACAGUGCGAUACAGGUCGAACUCUCCCAGCCGGACCAGGGCGCCCGCGCGCCCCUUUCAGACUUAGACAUACGAACAUCAGGCUCUGCAUGGUCCGGCUGCGAUAUAUCUUGCGAGACACCUUCAUUGGCGAGGUGCUCGGCGAACAGCAUGGCGUCGGGGUUAGGUUGAGCCUUGUUGGUCAGCGCUUCGUACGCAAAUUCGCCUUCUUCCGGCAAAAUUUGUUGGCGCUGAGUGGCGCUUCAGCCCACGACAGUGCUAUCUGGCCCAUCACGCUUUUAUGUUUCUCAAGUGUGCCAAGCAGCAGCACGGAGAAGAUGUGAAUCUCUGCUCAAUUUCUCACUACUUGAGCACCACGCACGGUUAGGACAAUGCAUUGCAUGCUGUUGCUCGUCACGGUGUCUUGGCGAGCACUUCCUGUGUGACCUGUUUGACGCGGUCGUCGCCUGUUGCAUUGAGCCACUUCUGCGCAGCAGCUUUGGCGCUGGCAGUCUUGCCAACAGGUAGCGAACCAGACGACUUCGAAACGAGCUGUGAA
This is a messenger RNA of Ceraceosorus guamensis, 766 nucleotides long. RefSeq lists its product as hypothetical. The transcript has a single exon. The record is from RefSeq and is a predicted model, not a curated record. Lineage: Eukaryota; Fungi; Basidiomycota; Exobasidiomycetes; Ceraceosorales; Ceraceosoraceae. Bases 54 to 551 code for a protein of 165 amino acids.